AUGGGUGACCGUUACAAUAUUCAUAGUCAAUUAGAGCACCUGCAGUCCAAAUAUAUUGGUACAGGACAUGCAGAUACCACAAAAUUUGAAUGGCAAGUAAAUCAACACCGUGACUCGUGCGCUUCAUAUCUAGGCCAUUAUGAUUUAUUAAAUUGGUUUGCAAUUGCUGAAAAUGAAGCUAAAGCAAGAGUACGUUUCAAUUUAAUGGAAAAAAUGUUACAGCCAUGCGGUCCUCCACCAGAAAAACCUGAUGAAUAA
Messenger RNA from Cinara cedri, 258 nucleotides. Lineage: Eukaryota; Metazoa; Arthropoda; Insecta; Hemiptera; Aphididae. The record is from the annotation of a GenBank genome assembly.